AUGUGACCAUGGCUGUUUGCACUGGAAGUAAAAUGUGACAGGUAGCUGCUCAGGUUGCUGAGUUUGAUUCAAUGUUUUCAAAGCUGAGGAACGUUUUGUUUAACUGUUUGUUUGAUUGAUGAUGUGAAGAACUUCAGACCAAAAUCUGCAGCUGUUACAAAGUUUUGAUCUUUAACUGCAGGACCCAAUGGCUCUGAAACAAAUGCUGUUUGAGACACUACAGGAGCUGGGAGAUGAAGAGUUUCGUAGCUUUAAAUGGUUCUUGCAGCAGACAGAUGACGUCAAUGGUCUUCCACUCAUCCCAAAGAGUCACCUGGAGAACGCAGACCGACAGGAGACAGUGGAUCAGAUGGUGCAGAAGUACAACCGCUGGGCUGUGGAGGUGCUGAAGAAGAACCUCCAGAAGAUCUACAGAAAUGACCUCCAGGAUAAAUUAUCAAACAUCCACAGACCUGUGCAAGACAUGGAAAAUUCACAACCUGUUAGAAACUACAAAGAAAGGCUGCAAUCAAACCUCCAGGAUACAUUUAGGUGUAUACAUGAAGGGUGGACUUCAAAAAGGAAUACAGUCAAUUUAGAUGAAGUCUACACUGAGCCGUGCAUCACAGCAGCAGGAGGCCAGCCUAUCUCCAGGUUCAUCAGAAGAAUUGAAAUGGCAUUUGGAAAGCCGUCUGAACCAAAAAUCAGCAGCAUAUUCACACACCUGUCAGGAGCAAAAACAAACAUCAGAACAGUGACGACCAGCGGAGAGGCAGGAAUGGGAAAAACCUUCUUGGUUCACAAAUUUGUUCUUGACUGGACAGAAAACAGAACCAGUCAGGAUGUUCAUCUGAUGUUUCCCCUCAUGCUUAACCUGGUGAAUUUUCCACGGCAGGAGACAUUCAGUCUGUCUGAACUGAUCCACACAUGUAUUCCUGGAACUGUGCACAUGACAAAGGAGGAACUUAACCACAUCUUCACAUCACUGCAGACAUCAGGAAACUCUAAUUUUGAUAAGAGUGAAUAUAAAAUCAUUUUUAUAUUGGAUGGCCUGGAUGUGAGCAAACUUCCACUGGACUUCACUGCUGCAGAAAAACUGCCUGUUGAUGUGACAAAACCUGCUCCAGUGGAAACGCUGGUGACGAACCUGAUUCGAGGGUACUUGCUUCCCUCGGCUCGCCUCUGGAUCACCACCCGACCUUCAGGCAUUGGCCAGAUUCCUCCUGAAUUCAUCCACAUGGAAACAGAGCUCCGAGGAUUCUCUGAGCAACAGAAGGAGGAGUACUUCAGAAAGAGAUUCGGAGAUGAAGAGCAGGCCCACAGGGUCAUCUCCCACAUUAGGAUGUCACCUAGCCUGCGGUACAUGUGCCAUCUCCCAGUCUUCUGCUGGAUCACUGCUGGGGUUCUGCAGCCCAUGUUAAAGACCAGCACUGGAGGAGAACUGCCCAGUACUUUAACUGGGAUUUACAUUGAGAUCCUCAUGGUUCAGAUCCAAACCAUGAAACAAAAGUUUGGCAAACCAAAAAGCUUGAAGUACCUCGAGACAUUGAUGAAACUUGCUUUCAACCAGCUAGAAAAUGGUGGCCUGUCAUUUUCUGUGGAAAGCAUAAAGGAGGACGAUGUUAACAGCUUCGAUGAUUUUUCUGUAUACCCAGAAGUAUUCUUACAGUUCUUCAAGGAGGAGCAUUGUCUGAAAAUGAAUGGAAAGAAAGUGUUUAGCUUCCUCCAUCAGAGCAUAGUAGAGUUUCUGGCUGCUCUGUUUGUCGUCUCACACAUUAGGAACAAACCAAAAAAUACUUUCCGAAUUCCAGGCUUAGUUUACAGCCAAAAGCACCCACAGGAAACCGUCUAUGAAAUCAUCGACAAAGCUGUGAAGAGUUCAGAUGGACACCUGGACACAUUUCUUCGCUUUCUCCUUGGUCUUUCUCUGCAAAGAAGUCAGCUUCAUCUUAAAGAUCUACUUCCACAGACAGGAAGUAGCUCACAGAGCAGACAGCUAACUGUUGAUCACGUUCAAAAUAAAAUCAGAGACAGUCCUUCUCCAGAAAGAAAAAUCUCUCUGUUCCCAUGUCUGAAUGAGCUGAUGGACAGUUCUCCAGUAGACGAGGUCCAGCAGUUCCUGAAAUCAGAAACAGGAUCUGUGGAUGAACUGUCUCCUUCUCAUUGGUCAGCGAUGGUCUUCAUAUUACUUUCAUCACUAAACGAUCUACAUGUCUUUGACCUGAAAAAAUACUUCCCUUCAGAAAAGUUUCUCCUUGCUCUCCUGCCAGUGGUCAAAACCUCCAAGACAUCACUGCUGACUGGCUGUAACCUUUCAGAGAGAAGUUGUGUUGCUCUGUCCUCAGUCUUUAGCUCUCAGUCCUGUAGUCUGAGGAAGCUGGACCUGAGUAACAAUGACCUCAGAGAUUCAGGAGUGGAGCUGCUGGCUGCUGGGCUAAAGAGUCCCCACUGUCAACUGGAAACUCUCAGACUUAUCUGCUGUAACUUGUCAAAGGGAAGCUGUGAAACUUUGUCCUCGGUUCUUGGAUCGGAGUCCUGUAGUCUUGAAGAGUUGGACCUGAGCAGCAAUGACCUGCAGGAUUCAGGAAUGGAGCUCCUAUCAGCAGGACUCAGCAGUCCACAUUGUAAACUGGAGACAUUAAGGGUCUGUGACUGUAAGCUGUCAGAGGAUAUUUGUGAUGCCCUCACGCUGUUGGAGUUAUGUAGUCUGAGACAGCUGGACCUGAGGAACAACGAGCUGGGCCCGUCAGCAGAGGAGCUGCGUCAAAGAUGUACACAAAUAACUAUUUGGACUCACAUCUGUCUGGGAGGAAUGAUCUCUAAAAGCGUUCUGAUCCAGUCAGGAUGUCCUUCUGUCUAUCAGCUCAGAGUAAAAAAAGAGAAGUCUGGACUUUUGACCAGAGUCACGGUCGGUGAAAAACAAAUGGACGAGAUGAACAGAAAAAUAUUACUUAUUGGUGAAGCGAGAGCAGAAAAAUGUGCUCUCAUAAACGCUCUGUUGAACUACAUCAUAGGAGUGAGGUUUGAUGAUGAAAUCUGGUUCCAGGUCACAGAGGAGGAAGGACAUCAGGCAACAGAUGUGAUGAUUUAUGAGAUCUUUGGUUUUGAAGAUAAAUCUCUGCCCUACUCUCUGACCAUCAUUGAUGUUGCUGGACAUGAAGGCUUUGAAAGAGAUGCUGUUAUCAGAGAACAGUUAUCAGACAUGGAUGACCAAGUAGCAGUUGUGUGCCUGGUGCUGAACGCAGGUGACAGUCUGCAGAGCAGCCGACUGAAACACACGUACGACUCAGUCAUGUCUCUGUUUGCAGAACAAGAGGACAAAUGCACAGUCAUUUUAAUCACAAACUCAGAUGGACAAAAUCACAGCAACGUUAUGCAAUAUCUGGAAACUACACAAAUUAAAUUUAUUAAAAAUGAAAAGAGGGAACCAUUUUACUUCCUGUUUAAUAACCGGCAGCAUGAAGACCGGACUGGAAACGCCGACGAGCUGGAGCAGGCUUAUAAAUUAUCAGAGAGGGAACUCUGGAAGUUCACAUGUUUUCUGAAAGAAGCUGAGGGUCGAAUGAUUUUGGCAGCAGUUGAAGAGCUUCAUGAGCAUGGCCGACUUAAAGCUUGCAUCCAGAACCUGCAGGACAGAAUCCAGCUGACGGAUUUAAAGGUAGCGGAAAUCAAACAGAUUCAAAAAGCUCUACAGAACCAUGUAGGAGAGGUGAAAAACAAUGAAAGCUUCGCUGUAGAAAUGGAUGAAGUUUAUAAAGACACAGAACCCAUCGGGGGUGGGAAGUGGUUGUGGUUUUUUUAUGAUGGAGCCCUCUGCUGCACCGUCUGUGAAGAAAACUGUCAUUAUCCUGGAUGCACAGUCGCCAAGACACCAGAAGACUGUGAGGUGAUAAAAGACGGUUUCUGUGCUGUUUGUACCAACAAGUGUCCCGUUUCAGCUCACGUGAAAGAAGAGUGGAGGUAUGUGACCAAAACAAAAAGAGUUGAGAUGACACUUCUGGAUGUGAGGCAGAAGUACAAAAGGAAUGAGACCAAAAGUGAGAACAAUAUUAGUCUUUCAGAUCAUCUGGAAGAGGAAAUAAAACAUCAGAAAGCAAAGAAGUCCCAGAUCAUUGAUGAGAUCUACAAACAUGUUGUCAGACUGCAGCAGAUUGACCUGAAGGAUGAUCCAGCACCCAAAUAUCUGGACUUACUGAUAGAAAGUGGAGACACAGAGAUGGUGCUGAGACUGGAGGGCCUGAGAAAACAAGAUGGUCAAAAUACUGAAUGACCAGAGGAGCAGCUGGAAGGACAAGAUUUGAUCUGUUCGUUUACUGCUGGCAAGUAAAACCAUAACAAGUAUUAAUGUAAUUCAUGUUCCAUUUUAACAAGUUAGCAGUCAAAAGUUUACAGUGGAAGAAAUAGAAGAAUAGCAAAUAUCAUAUGUCAAAUAUUACAUGUCAUGUCUCAAUCUUCACUGAGAUGGUUUUGCUGAAAUCUAGUUUUCCUUAAAAAAAGUAAAAAGUUUGAGGACAGUUAAUUUUUAAAUCACAAGCUGAAAGAUUUUACAGCACAUGUAUCGAACAGAAAGAAGCAGAAUAAGUUAUUAUAUGGUGAAGGUUUUAAAUCCGCUGUCUUCUGUUUCCCACAUUAGAUUUCCUCCUGUUGGUUUAACCUUCUGAAUAAGCUUCAUGGUUUUUCCUGUUAGAAAGUUUCUGUUGGUUCUCAAACACAGAACAUCACUAGGAAUAAAAUUAUUGAUUCAUUUCAGGUAGAAAAGAAAGAAUAAUGUGAGUCCAGGUUGGACUCUUGGCUCACUCUGUGUUUCAACCAGAACAGGGUCUGUACCUGUUGGUGGUAACGUUUUACAUGAAACUGUUCUGAAUGUUUAAACAUUGCUUUCUGGUAUAAAGUGAAUGUAAAUGUGCGUCUCUUAUUGCCUGCCUUUGGACUGAGACUAAAAUGCAGCCAGGAUAAUUAUAUUGGGGCAUGUGGCUUAUGUGUCCGAGUUAAAAAAAUAAAAUGAAUCUAAACACAACCUGAACUUAUUACACCAUUCCUGACACAUAUGAAAAGAUCCAAGAGCAAAAAGAGAUGGAGAUGACAUUUUAAUUCCAGAAUAUAAUGUUAUCAUUACUGCUGCAUUAUAGAUGUAACUUUGACUUAAAGUAAGAAACGUAUGAAUCAGUGAAUAAGAUAAAACUAUAACAGUUUAGUUUAGUUAUACAUUUGAAAAUUGUACCUGAACUUUCUUCAAUAAAUCACUUAUGCAGCUGCGUCCCGACCAGAAGAGGGCGAUGCUGCACUAAAUCUGAUUAACUAUGGAAAAGGACCAGAGCGAUGCCUCUGUAAUAACAUUAAGAAUUAGAUUUUUACAAAUGACCUGAAACAGGAAGCGUCUACCACCGAUUGGAAGAUGUCCUGCAUUACAUCACAGGAAAAACUCAAUGCAACCAAGAGGACGUCUGCAAGAGGAAGAGCAAAGGGCAUAAACACGGGAACAUUUGGAAAAGAGGAAAGAACUUGGAGUUUAUUGUAAAGAAAUCACAGGAGCAUAUUACAAAAGCAAAGUUUAACUGGUUUAGGUAAUGUGUUUUUUACAAUGUAAAUUAAACUGGAAAAUCAAGAAUUAAAAUGUUUUAAGUUUUUAGGAAUGUGGUUAGAUGAAAAACUGACAUGAAAGAUACACAGUCAUAGUUUUGGACAAAUGUAUAAAAGCUCGAAUUAUAAAGAGCUGCUUAGGAGGAUUAGCAUUAAGGGUCAUUUACGUUGGACUAAUACGGUAAGCAUUAGGCUUUGGGUGUAAGGUAUUGGUUCAGCAGCAGACAUUUUUAAAAAUCUGGAUCAGAUUUUAAAAUGACAUACUUCCUUAAAAAGUAUGAACAUGUUGACCAGAAGGCAUGAAGAGGUAGACUUUAGGUAAUGUUUGGUCUGGUGUCAGAGCGUGUUUGCAUGCGGUUGUGUCUGGCAGAGUGUUUGCCGUUCUGAUGGGGACGAAGCUGCUGGACAGUCUGGGUGAAUCUGAAACGCUCCCAGAGGGAAGCAGUUCAAACAGUCCAACCAAUGUACCCACCAGGUUCCUACCUUCACAAACGUUAUUAAACGAUGCUGUACUCCUAUUUGGUCACACGAUCAAUAUUUUUUUACCAUUUCCAAGGAACAACAACUUACCCUUUGGCUCAACAUACUUAUGGUAUGUUUUCCUACUUGAUUUCAUGUAAACAUUAAAGGGUGUGUGAUGUGCCAGAAUAAUGUCUCGGUUUCCCUUCAGACUGUAGAUUUACACAAACAAAACAAAUCCAUUUCCUGCUGAGCAACAUUUCCAAAAGCUGUCUGGAUUUCCAAGAAACCUUCUGGAUUUGACAUAAUGUUGAUGUUACUGACAGACGGAAACAGUAAAACUCAGAGAAGAGUUUUUCCUGUUUAAUCAACCAAACAGUUGAAGAUCAGGGCGAUGAACUCACCUGUUCAUUUCAGUUUAUCUCUAUAGCACUAAUUCACAGCAGAUUUCACUGAGAUGUCAACUUGCAACAAUGGGCUUGGACCCCGUUGAAAGUUGCUUGUAGUUCUAGUUAGGCUUUAAUUUGACCAUAACAAAUUGGUCACAUGAUCAAUUUGUUCCUCCGGGUCUCAGCAGUGAAGACCCAGAGGAAAGGCUUCGGGCCGUAACACCGCUGUAUCGAGUUUAGACCUGCUUGGCUGGCUGUAUGCUAUGCUAAUAGUUAUGCUAUGCCUUUAGCAUAACACAAAGCAGGAGUAGAAUCAUAUAAAAUUGCAACUUAACAUUUUUGUUUUAAAUUAAUAUUAACAGUGAAUAAGUAGUUUUUAACAUCAGUUUUGAGAUUUUAUGUAAAAAAGGUUAUGAUAAAUAUUAAUCUAUAUUAAUUGACAUAAUCCUAAAAAAAGUAAGAACCUAUUUGAAGAGUUAUUUUUCAUGUUGUAUCAACGUGUGUUAUUCUGUUGAAGGAAACUGAUCUGUACAUCAGGCAGAAGAACUGACUGGUAGUGCCUCCGUCUACCACAAGGGGGCAGUCAUGGUUCUUCCUCCAGGCAUUGAGAGUCACUGUGGUUAUUCUGUCUCCCCUAUUUUCAAGGGUGUAGCAACAACACUUUGCCUCCAGCACAGAGGGAACGACCAGCCUGGAUAUUAUCAACUUUAGCUGACAGCCUGUAAAUUAUGCUUUUAUUUCCAGCUAGAAACCUCGGAUGUCUCUCCUCUCUCCAUUCUUUGUGUUUGUGUCGCUGCAGGUAUUACAGGGGGGGCGCCACUCCCCGAGACAAGAGGAAAGUAGCAAUAAACCUUUUUACCACAUAAAAUGACAAAAAUAACACACAAUGACUCGGAAAAGUGACUUUAAUGAGAUUACUAGACUGGAAAUAGUAACGAGUUAUUUUAGUCAUUCAAUUAUUUACGGAUCUGUCGGGUUCUGAUAUGUGUCCAUCCUCAGUGUAAAACUCUUUCCCGCCACUUCAGUUUCAUCGAGAUCCAGUAAUCGAUGAAGGAAGUUUCUUUUUCAGAAGUUCUGGUCCAGAGAUGACAACUUCUCUCUUGUCAGAAUUUAAAAGCAGGAAAACCAUCAAAGUCCCAGAGGAAAUAAAGAAAAACUGUUCAACAGUUAGGAGGCAUUAGUGUGUUCUGGAAACUACGUACAUUACUGUCAGGAGUUCGCAUGCAUACCACGAUGUCUGGU
Xiphophorus couchianus (Monterrey platyfish) is the source of this 7649-nucleotide messenger RNA. Its product is annotated as NACHT, LRR and PYD domains-containing protein 12-like. The transcript is spliced from 8 exons. Lineage: Eukaryota; Metazoa; Chordata; Actinopteri; Cyprinodontiformes; Poeciliidae. Bases 188 to 4249 code for a protein of 1353 amino acids. Gene Ontology annotation, molecular function: protein binding. The record is from RefSeq and is a predicted model, not a curated record.